Messenger RNA from Cladocopium goreaui, 7419 nucleotides. The record is from the annotation of a GenBank genome assembly. Lineage: Eukaryota; Dinophyceae; Suessiales; Symbiodiniaceae.
AUGUCUUCGAGCUACCCCAUGGCCAUCGGUACGACUGCUUCUGGUUCCCAGAUUGACAUCGUUUGUUCCAUCAAGGUUUUCGACAUUGAGCAUUCAGCACACCUCAUGAUAGGAAGGGACGGGACUUCUUUUCUGCUUGAAGGUUUACUGAGUGAUGAGUUUCACUCCUUCACUGUUUGGGGUGGCGUUUUGAAACAGCAAUAUCCCAUUCCUGUGAUUGUUUCUACACGUGACACUAUUAUCAUGGGCCACCGACGACCUUCAUGGGACUCAUUGUUGUCCGUGGUGGACCUUUGCUCAGGGUUCGGAGGUUUGGCACAAGGUGCAGUGGCAUCUGGUUUCACAGUGCAAGUUGCCGUGGACCAGAACCAACGGAUGUUGGAUCUCUACUCCAAGGUUGGAGAGGCCCAUUUGAUCUGUGGGGACGUGGGAGACAGAAAUGUUGUGAGUGAGAUUUGGCGCCAUUCCAGUGGUGCUGCAACCGUUACCUCGGGAUUCAGUUGCCAGCCCUUUUCCACUUUGGGCGAUUGCAAAAGCCAUGAGGACGACAGGAAGUCGGGUUUUUCACAUGCUCGUUUGGCCAGCAAGGGACUCCAUGGAUGUCUCACUCGCAGUGCUCAAUUUCCAGAUGGAUCGUCCGUCAUUCGACACCUGCACCCAAAUGAAGUGAUGUGUUUAAACACGUUUGAUCCUGUGAUUGAUUUUGGAACCGACGUUCGUCUCACCCUUUCGGCAGUCGGCCAGAUUGCUUGUCCGUUGCAGGCAUUAUGGGUCUUCGGUGCCAUAUUGGAAAGACUUGAUGUCAUGAGAAAUUUUCCUUCAUUUGACUCAAACACCCAAAUCCAGGCUUACAGGUCAUGGCUCCUCAUGAGAUGCAGACAGGUGUGGCCAACGGAUGCAUGUUUGAUUCAAGAUCAGAAACUUUGCGACAUGAUGAUGUUUUGGAAGGAACUUCAACACCUUUCGCUCCUUGAACUGGUCUUUCCACUUAGAUGGGAGGGGAAAAUUGAUGGCACUGUCAGUAUUGCUUCCAUUCUGGACUAUUUGAUCCGAACCCAUAUGGGAGUCAAACCCACGGUGGUUGAAAUUGAUGGCAAGUCUGAAGAAGAGGAAAUUCCAGUCUUUGACUUUCCUGCCAUUGUUGAUGACCCCAACACAGUUGGUUGCAUGUGCGCCGACUCAUGCACGGUGGUAUUCAAGGGCAGUGCUGACCCGCCAAUCCGGUUUCAACUCAAGUGUGGCUCAACAGUUGAGCAGUUCUUGCAAGCCCAAUUUGGUCUCACUGAGCAUGUGGAUAUUGAUUACAUUUCCCUGAAUGGUAAGUGUAUCAACCGUGAUCAUGUGCUUGAGGUGGGUCAAUUGAUCGUCAUUCAUGUGAGUGAGAAUGUUCCCCCAAGAGCCACCCAUGAGAUUGCUUUCUCUCCAACUGCGAUUUGGUCUCAGCCGGCAAUUGAAACACCCAUUGCUUCUGUACCGCAGAAAGUUUCAAAAUUUGAUGUGGGUGAGUGUGUCACACCAACCAUGGUUCUGCCUGAUGAUCAAACUUGGCUCGACGCGUCUGCCUUGCAAGGCCUUACGGGUGACCAAUUCCUGAAACUGCAGGUUCCAUGCGUGUUGAACGCACAACAGCUUUGGUCGCUGCGUCACCAAUUCCUGCGCACAUCCGACAGAAUUGCCAUCCUUGAGAGCCAGAUGCAAUUUUGGGCCGACGAUGAAAUCAGGUUUCACUUGAAUGCCACAGUACAAGCAUGCCAGGAUGCCCGUGUCAAGGCUGGAGGUACCUUCCCUGAGAUUUGUAUGAUUGACCCCCUGGUUUUCUCUGCGUGGGUUCAGAACAAGGGAUUUGAUGUUGCUUUGUGGGCAAGAGAUCAUCCUGAAAUCUCUACCAAAGGGGUGCCUAUUGUAACGGUUGUCCUCCUGGAUGGUCAUUGGGUACCACUGUUCAUGUCCCCGGUGAAAGGAGUCCUCAACGUCCAUACCUGGGACGGAAUGAAUGCCUCACAUGAUGGUCUUGAGGGGGUUAUCACUGCCCUUUCCGAUGCUUUGGGUUUCCAAGAAGCAAUGAUCUUACGUGAGCACCGAUUGUUCUUCACUACUGAGCUCUGUGGGGCUUUGGCCAUUGCUUUCAUUCGGCACGUGCUGAUUGGGACGCAACUUCCGAGUGACUGCACCGAUGCAACAGUCAUCCAUGCGCGAUUGAAAGAGGCAUAUACCAAAGAACUUGUAAGAUGCCAAAUUGCCCGUCGCCCAUGGAUCUGGGGUGCGGGCGACAAAACCGCAGGAACCCGAGUCGCAGCUAAUGAUCUGCAACUGGCGGUGAAUAUCACACGUGAUCAAAGAAUUGAUUUGAUUAAUGAAAAGGGUUUCGCCAUGGGUGAUGAUGAAGUCAGGUUUCACCUUUUGAACCUUGUGGAUAACCAGCCAAAUGCUUCUCUGCCUAUUCAUGAAAGGAAAUUUGUUUCCAUGGAACCCCUGGUCUUCAGUUGCUGGGAUUCUAUCGGGCAUAUCAUUGCGAGCCAGUGGUGCUUGAAGAACCCACAGAUCUUUGCACAUGGACAGAAUGUGGUCACUGCUGUUGCGGUUGAUGAUCAUUGGUUACCCUUGUGGAUGGUCCCUGACGGGCAAACCCUCCAGGUUCACACAUUCCAAUCAGACGUUGACUUCACUCCGGUUGAAGCCAUCAUUUCCACAUUGGCCGAAAAGCUGGGCUUUAGUGCUCAUGUCAUCCACAGGAUCCCACAAGGACUGCCGGAGCAUAUGAUGUGUGGGGCCCAGGCCUUGACCUUCAUUGCACAUGUGAUCGUCCACAUGCCCCUGCCUGAAGAUUUGCAAGAACUGAGGAAGACCAAGCUGCUCUUGACCAACGACGACAAGAUAGGAGAUUCUGCGCACUGCCAUACUUUGGGGGAUUUUGCAAAUGAUGACCAAGUUGCGGGCUUCACGCAUGUGUCGAUUCAUGCAUCCGUGCAUGGCUGCACCUUCACUAUGUUGGGGAAGGGUCUCCCAAAGCUGAUGCCCUUACCGAGCGCUGGGGUUUUGGUCCUCAAGGUCAUUGAAGGCACGUUUCACUGUGCAGGUAAACCCAUUCCCCAAUUGAACAUGAAACAAAUUGGACCUGUGAGCAGCGGUUUCAUCCUUACUUCACUUCAUGAUGCUGAGCCCUACCUCAGAGCCGGAACCAUUGUGUCUCGUGAACCACUUGCACUUUUGAUCCUGCAGAAGGCAGGUACUGAUGUCCAGACUGUGCUUCCGCACACGCCAGUCACUGUCCCAUGCCGAUGCACGGUCAACAGCGAACCCGUUUUAGCUGAUGUCCUCGUUGUACAGCUUGGAACUGGUAUUGUUGAGAAGGCCAGUGGUAAUGCCAUGGUUACGGUUGAGACCCCUGAAGUUGCCACCCUCAAAAUCAUGGUUUACAAGGAUGAACUGCAAGGUGAUUGGGACGACUUCUGUGCAGCUCCCAUUCGAUGUUUAGUCUCACUCUUGCCGAAACUUAAGAGAUGUUUCACCACAAACUGCCAGUGUCAGGCAUGGCACAAUACCGAAAACCUCCCACUGCGAGAUCCAAUCCUUGAUGUGUGGCGCCGCCAAUUUCUCCGGACUGGGUUCAAGCCGUGCCCGGCAUCCAAAGCUGAAAUCUUCUCGGUGUGCCUUAGGAUUCCUAUGUGCAUUUUGGAAGCCCUGCUUGCAGCCAGUGGCACUUCAGGAGCCUAUUGUGAACCAAGGACUGCUGACGGCAAAGAGAUCUUGGGAGAUUACACGGUGGUGUGGACCCAGAAGCAUACACCACAGGAGAUGCAACAUCUCAUGCAAACCAAUCCAGCAGUGACAGGAUUGGCACGCUUAGGUGAACGCCGGGGGUUGAGAGUGCAUGUGAACCAGGCAAAAGCACUUCACCAGCAGGUCCGACCAGACACAGUGUUCCUUCCGAAUGGUCCUAAGAACUUGUAUACUGUUGGCCCGUUUCCCUAUGGAGCGGAUAGACAGGCGGUAGCCAAAACCCUGCAGCAAGCUGGCUGGGAAAGCCGGCCACUCCAGCCAACGGCCCCUUGCCCGGGCCGUGGUACCAUGUGGUCAGUGCAAGCAACGGAUGAUCCAGAGCAUCCAAUUGUGGUCACCACUUGUGGUGAAAUUGUCAUCACACGUCAAAAGCCGGAACAGCAAUUGCCAGCCAGAAGUCCCACUACAGUUGGUUCCGCGGCCACUUUGGCCCUGUGCGGUGCUGACAAAGCCUCCAAGCCGGACCAGGAUCCAUGGGCCACCAAUGAUCCCUGGAAGCAGUAUCACCCUGCAGGUAAUGCCAUUGCCACUGGACCAAAUGAAGGUCUACAACAGAUUGAGGAACGUAUCCAAUCGGCUGUUCUCUCCAAGUUGCAACCUCCGAUGGAAGAUGACUUGCCAGAUCGAGUCCACGCACUGGAGGGCCAAGUGCACCAAUUACUUGCAAAACAGCAAGGGCUUGAAUCACAGUUUCACGAUUUCAGUGGGCAACACUCCCAGCAGAUCAAUGCCUUACAGAACCAAGUCACGGCACAAGCACAGCAGUUGCACGGACACCUUGAAAGCCAGAACCAGAACAUGCAAUCAUUGUUCGAGCAACAGAUGCAGCAGAUAAGUGAUUGGAAUUGUGAGAUGGGAGCACUGCCAGUUUUUGACGUGUUGGAAGCAGCAGGUUUUAAAGAUUUGCAGGAUCUUGCUCACGAUAUGUGGGGCCAGCCGGCAUACAUGCGGCAUGUCCAAGCACAGAGCGAGCAUACUGAACAUGCUAGGCAAAUUUGGGGUUCCAUUUUGAGAGCCACUGGGUUCUCUCCUUCCUUUGUUGAAUGGUGGCCCCAUAACUCUCAUGUUGUCCAUGGCACCGUUUCAACUAUUCCGCUGGUCCCACCGGAGUUUGCAGUUGUGCUGAAUAUUUAUGAGUCAAUGGUGAUGGCCUUUCGAGCUUUUGAAAAGGAACUGCACCAAGCUUCUCGUGCGUAUGCUAGGCAGCGGCGGGAUAUGGACCCCAAUGUGAUUUUCCACGAUUUGAAAACCUUUCAAAAUCGAGGCAUCAAUGUCCUGCUCAAACCGCAGCAGGCACAAGUUGAGCAGGUACACCCUCAAACAUUGGAAAUCGUUUUGGAUAAGCCAGUUGCCUUUGACCUCAGCAAACCUGUUUUCUGCUCUGGGGCGCAGCUUGACAUCAUACAUGCUGAGGCAGAUGCGCUGUGGGUCAGCCAGGUAGAUUCAAUUGAAGUUGGUUCCACUGUUUCACAACUGCAAUGCAAAGGAACUGACGAAGAGCUUUUCAAGAUGUUCCUUGAAACAUGGAAGGUGAUGUGGGAUCGUCAUCGUGAGGUUUCACCAGGACGUUGGGAUGUCAUUUUGCAAUUUGCUCGUGACAAGCUCAGGCGUCAAUCUUUGUCUUGGCCAGCCAUUGAUGUCAAUGCACUUGCGUACUGCAUCCAGCACAAACGCAAGACCACGUCUGGGGGGCUAGAUGGCGUGUCCCUGCACGACCUGCAAGCGUUACCGGUUGCUGCCCUCCAAAACUUCAUCUACAUGUUUGAACAAGCUGAAGACGAAGGCCUGUGGCCAGCCCAGGUUAUCGCCGGCCGUGUCUCCUGCUUAGCCAAAACUGCUGAACCCCAGCAUGCUUUAGAUUUUCGACCCAUAACCAUCUUUAGCAUCCUCUACCGUUGCUGGGGCACCUUUCAUGCGAGGCAUGCGAUCCGUGCCAUUGACCAGCUCUUGACUUGCUUCUUGACCAGCGUAAGACGCAUGUCUGGUCUGUCUCAGCUGAUGGUAGGCGCGUUGAAAGGGCUCAAGUCAGAUGCGGCGGGGGCCAAUGCUACGGUUCACCUUGGCCUAAUCGAGGACCCCACCAAUGACCCGCAGGGUGGUCCCUUGCGCCUACCACCCAACAUGAGUGGAACAGCUAUUUUGCCCAGCUUGCAUGAGGGUUCUGCUACGAAUUUCCUGCAGGAAUGGUGUUUUAGGCACAACGCGCUGGCAGAUAAGCAAGCUGUCAGAGCGAAUUUCCAUAGGCCACAACAUUUCUGGGAGCUUUUUGAUCGACAUGUUUGUGCCUGCAUCAACAUUACUGAGAUCAAUCGCAUCAUCCAGAGAGUUUUGCUUACCAUUAGCAGGGAGGUUGUACGCCAGGAAAGUCCUAUGCAGGAUGACCAGAUGCCACAAGAUGCCACAUUGCCUCCGCCUCAGGUUUGGAGACCGAUUCCGACGUUUCACCCACCUGACAAGGCGAUUCGAUGGUACGGUGACCCGUUGGUAAGAACCAUAGCCAGCUGGUUUUGGCAAGUGGUGCAUGGUAGCAGAGAAGAUUUGAUUUGGGUUUCACAUUUUCAGCUCUAUGUGGACUUCAUGUUGACGACGGGUGAGCCCGGGCCGGUGCACCAGUCCAAGUGGAGAAACGGCAAGGACAUCCAGGGCAUCCGCCUCCUGGGGUUUUCCUUUCGCCAGAGAGCACGUUGGUUCACAAAAUGUUGGAAAGAAAUUUUGAGACAUGCUGGAAUUCAGGUUGAAUUUGCAUACGGCAAACCGUUUUCACAAGUGGUGCAAAUGUAUACAGGCUGUGCAGCCCUACCGUGGCCUUUGGAGAGACUUUCAAUUGCUGAUGAGUGGAUGCUCAGCAAGUGUCACACCACAUUUCGAAGACAGGUCCAACGGGUCCAGGUGGGCGUGGCGCCACGGCGCUUGGCGUCGUGGAUCGUCAAUGGUCUCCCGGCCGACCAGCUUGAUAAGCCGCACAAGUGGGUGCCAGCUGAGCAGUGUGCCUUUGUGAAUCCGCCCGUGGUGCCGUAUUACUGGGAUCCCUCUUGCAACAGCAACAGAGUCUCUUUGGGCUGUUGGGCGGAUGGAGUUCACAACGAGUGCCGUUUCUGUGGGGAAGAGCCUUACACGGGAAUUCACUGCCCUUCCGAUGCCAUCGUGCCAUCCCACAAGAAGUGUGAGUUCGACAAUCCACCGAUCAAUACCUACUAUUGGGAGCCCGAAUGCACCAAUGGCACCUUAGGCUGUUUGGCGGAUGGCAAAAAUUGGGGUUGUCGCUGGUGUGGCUUUGGAGAUUACUCAUCUGUGACAUGCCCGUCGUCAACGUGCACAUUCGACAAUGAGCCGGUCACACCCUACUAUUGGGAUUCUCUGUGUGAGAUGGGUAUGCUCGGAUGUAAUGCUGAUGGAAUCCAUGUGCAAUGCCGAUUUUGUGAUCACAAGCCCUUCAACUCCGUGCACUGUCCUCCCUCCGCGCGACCGAACUACCAAGACGGUGAAUGCUGGUUUCCGCAGGGGACAGCUCAAAGCUACAAGUGGGACAAGAAAUGCAUGUGGGGAAUCCUCGGUCGCUUGGCAGUGCCGCGCCGUUGCGUCGGUAUUGUGUUUCUCAAAAUGGGGACCACGGGUUUCGGGAACAUGUGGAUAUUUUGA